AUGCCUGCUGAGUUGUCUCUGUGUAAAGAGAUUAAAGGACUGGUAGAGUGUCUCUGUGUAAAGGACCUGAAUGAGUGUGACUGUGCCUCAGAGUGUUCCUGUACCUGUUCCACCUGCACCAAGGUGAAAGAGGAAUCCCAGGGUCAGCAGCUGGAGAGAGCUCUGGAUGGUGACGUGGACAACAUCACCACGCUGAUCCAUCACCACGUCCCAGAAGCCAAGCUGAUCGAGGCCAUCGGCCAGGAGCUGACCUUCCUGCUGCCCAACAAGGGUUUCAAACACCGGGCCUACGCCUCCCUCUUCAGAGAACUGGAGGAAACAUUGGGAGACAUGGGCCUCAGCAGCUUCGGCAUCUCUGACACCUCACUGGAGGAGGUGAGAAUGGGGGUAGGGGGAGAUAGGACUGGAGAGGAGGGGAAUGUGGUAGGGGAGGUGAGACUGGCAUCUCUGACACCUCACUGGAGGAGGUGA
Messenger RNA from Salvelinus sp. IW2-2015, 471 nucleotides. NCBI's taxonomy places the organism in Eukaryota, Metazoa, Chordata, Actinopteri, Salmoniformes, Salmonidae. The record is from RefSeq and is a predicted model, not a curated record.